GCGCUCUCCGCUCUCCUCACCGCGCAGCUUCACCAAACCUCCUCCUCAAACUCAAAGCGUCCGGACCAAAACUGCCACAUUCCUGGGGACAACUUUCCACACUGCUCAUGAACUUUACAUUCCUACUGACCAGAAGAAACAAUUGGAGAACACCUGGACACUCUUACUUCCUGGUUAUAUAACUUUUGUUGCACUUGAACGAAUCCUUUACAUUCCAAAGACUUUGGCCCCGGACGGACAUCGAUUUUACUUUCUUUCGAAAUCAACGAUCAAAGUCGUUUUUCUUACCAUAACAUUAUUAUUCUGAAUUGACCAAACAAGCAGGAGGCAGCAGCCUACGUUUUUGUUGCUCAACCCCAAAGUAGUCUUAACUGUGUGUGUAUUUUUUCUACGUGUAGUCUUAAAUUAAGUAAGAAAACAGUCCAGAAUGGCAGGUAUGAACUCUCUGGAUGCUGUGAAGAGGAAGAUUCAGUGUUUGCAGCAACAGGCCGACGACGCAGAGGAACGGGCUCAGGUCCUACAGAGAGACCUGGACAUUGAACGGGAGCUCCGAGAGAAAGCGGAGGGUGAUGUAGCAGCUCUGAACCGUAGGAUCCAGCUGGUGGAGGAGGAGUUGGACCGAGCCCAGGAGAGGCUGGCCACGGCACUGCAAAAACUGGAGGAGGCUGAGAAGGCUGCAGAUGAGAGCGAGAGAGGGAUGAAGGUGAUCGAGAACCGAGCGAUGAAGGACGAGGAGAAGAUGGAGAUUCAGGAGAUGCAGCUGAAGGAGGCCAAACACAUCGCAGAGGAGGCUGACCGUAAAUAUGAGGAGGUGGCUCGUAAGCUGGUGAUCCUGGAGGGAGAGCUGGAGAGAGCUGAGGAGAGGGCUGAGCUAUCAGAAUGUAAAGCCAGUGACCUUGAGGAGGAGCUGAAAAAUGUGACCAACAAUCUUAAGUCCUUAGAAGCCCAGUCUGAGAAGUACUCAGAAAAAGAGGACAAGUACGAGGAGGAGAUCAAAGUUCUGACUGACAAACUGAAGGAGGCUGAAACCCGUGCAGAGUUUGCAGAGAGGACAGUGGCCAAACUGGAAAAAUCCAUUGAUGACCUGGAAGACAAAUUAUCACAUGCCAAAGAGGAGAAUUUGGGCAUGCACCAAGUCCUGGACCAGACCCUGCAGGAACUGAACAGCUUAUAAACACACAGAGAGGAAACUGGAGAGGAUGAGAUCGUCGCGUAACAUUCCAUUAAAUGUUCGACUCCAUUCCACAUUUCGAGCUGUAAAAUCUUUAUUCCCCCACAUAAAAGGGGGAUUAACUUAAUGCUUGUCCCUUGAUGUUUUUUUUUUUUUUUUUUUUUCUAAGGCACACUUUAUUUCUUUUCUUUUUUUUUUUAAGAUGCGAGGUCAUUCUGAAACCAUCACCUUUUUUUUUUUUUUAAAUCUCGGGCUGUGAUUGCAGAAAUAAUUUUUGACCACUCAUUUAGAAAGAACUGGCAAUUAAUACACCCAAAGAAACAGAUUUGGUCACUCAACCACUUACACCGGCUCAAUUUUACAUUUUUUGUGCACAUACAUUAAGCCUGAGUCCGAUUAUAUUAAUACAUAGGCUACAGAUGGUAUUGGGUUUCUUUCAGUCUACAUUAGUAGUGGCUCUCAAGUGCCACCCAGUGGUGAUAUGAAGUCAGUCAAAGGUUGUUUUUCUGAUCAUGCUGUAACACCUGAAGCGGCUACAAGUUAAUGGACAUUCGGCUCUUGUGUCUCAGCAGUGUCCUAAAUAUGUCUUUAUACAGCAAGAUGGUCAAAUGGACAGGUGACCUUAUGGAAAGGUUUCAUUCAUAAAUAAACAGGUCAAGGCACAUGCUGCUCAGUCACAGUAGGCUUCUUUACAUUUAAUUUAAAAGUAAUGCCUCCUCUGCCUGAUCAUCCUGAAGCUGACAUGUUGAAGAUGCACAGAAUAUUUUCAGUGCAUCAUUCUUCUUCUUCUUCUUCUCCCUUUGUGGUGUGGGAGUGUCUGUGCAGAAACUUAGAGCUGCGCAUGUACAGUAUCUAGGCCAUGAGGUAAAUAUCUAAUCUGUAGUACCUUUCCUUAAGCAUAACCUGAUCAUCGACACCAUCUGCAUCAUUGCCAACAAUAUGCCAUAAUGUAGCCAAUAUUUACUAGAUUUACAAUAUAUUGUAUUACAUGAGUGAGCUAAAACCCAAACCACUGGAGGCUCAGUUAAAUUUUGUCAACCAUGGAUACUUAUUGUAUAUAAUAGAAUAAUGUUAGGUAUGUGAGAAGUUGUAUUGUUUGAUUCUUUUUUGGGGAGGGGGGGUUUUUUUCAUUUACACCACUUCUUUUUUUGCCAGGGGAACUCUCAAGACCAAAGAACACACAUAAGACAGACAAUAAAUUCUUAAAAUGUUUUAUUUUUGUUUGUGAUGGUCAUCAUGGUUUCAUCUGGUGCCAGGGCCAUGAAAAGUGCCUCACAUUUGAUCGAGGCUGUUUUGAAAUAUUUCAUUCACCAACCCCCUCUAUGCCAAUCUAAUAAAUGUUUUACAGAAA
Molecule: messenger RNA, 2522 nt
Organism: Seriola aureovittata
Lineage: Eukaryota; Metazoa; Chordata; Actinopteri; Carangiformes; Carangidae
Gene: tpm4a
Product: tropomyosin 4a
Exons: 8
Coding region: 428-1174 (248 amino acids)
Biological process (GO): actin filament organization; muscle contraction
Cellular component (GO): actin filament
Molecular function (GO): actin filament binding
Source: RefSeq, a predicted model, not a curated record